This is a messenger RNA of Acanthoscelides obtectus, 243 nucleotides long. The record is from the annotation of a GenBank genome assembly. Lineage: Eukaryota; Metazoa; Arthropoda; Insecta; Coleoptera; Chrysomelidae.
UUUGAAUGUUGUGGUAUAGAGUUGUCAUCUCAGUGAUAACAGUGACAUUGUCAUUGGAAAUGAAGCUUUUUUCUCGUUACAGCUUUGGGCAGCUUUCCCUUCUAUAAGAUUGGAUUAAGGAGGGGAGAAGUCGUAGACACAAAUGGAAUCGGAUGCGGAAGCAAUAUUUUUAUAGGAACUAUUCAAAUAACCUUCACGAUCCAGCGAUUUCGCAUAAAUUGAAGAAUUUCAUAAACAUCAUUG